This is a messenger RNA of Oldenlandia corymbosa var. corymbosa, 666 nucleotides long. NCBI's taxonomy places the organism in Eukaryota, Viridiplantae, Streptophyta, Magnoliopsida, Gentianales, Rubiaceae. The record is from the annotation of a GenBank genome assembly.
AUGAUGUGGAAGAUGAGAAGUUGUGGGUUUGGGGUUCCAAUUUUGGUUGUUUUUUUAGCUGUGGUGGUACCCACUGUAAAAUCCGUAUGGUUGGAUGUACCUUGGGAGGGAGUCAAGUGUGUUUCCGAGGACAUACGGAGGAGCGUUGUGGUUUUAGCUGAUUACUAUGUCAUCCCGGAUGAAGAUGAUGGUGGUCAUCAUGCUAAUUUCACUCCUGCAAUCUCAGUCAAGGUGACAUCUCCAUAUGGGAGCAACAUUCAUCAUGAAGAAAAAGUGACACAUGGCCAAUUCGCAUUCACAGCAAGUGAAGACGGUGAUUAUGUGGCAUGCUUCUCAGUGGUCGGGGAGCACAAAGGAGGCAAAGGCGCAACUGUUGGUAUUGACUGGAAGACUGGAAUAGCAGCUAAAGAUUGGGAAUCAGUGGCUAAGAAGGAAAAGAUUGAUGGUCUCGAACUUGAGUUGAGUAAACUUGAAGGGGCCGUGGAUGCCAUUCGAGAAAAUUUGAUCUAUCUUAAGGAAAGGGAAGCAGAGAUGAGGGUAGUGAGUGAAAGAACUAAUGCAAGAGUUGCCUCGUUCAGUAUCAUGUCCAUUGCUGUUUGUAUCAUGGUUUCACUUGUACAAGUAGGCUAUCUGAAACGUUACUUUCAAAAGAGAAAGCUUAUAUAG